Messenger RNA from Alternaria conjuncta, 798 nucleotides. RefSeq lists its product as uncharacterized. The transcript has a single exon. The record is from RefSeq and is a predicted model, not a curated record. NCBI's taxonomy places the organism in Eukaryota, Fungi, Ascomycota, Dothideomycetes, Pleosporales, Pleosporaceae. The coding region runs from base 1 to 798 and encodes 265 amino acids.
AUGUUCCGCAAGAUCUUCUCUGUACGAACAAUGCGUCAACGCAUAACACCUAGCGCCCAACCCAUGUCGCGAUUCGACAGUCUCCGUCCAAAUACUCUCGACGCUGUUGAAGCUUCAAACGCCGAAACCGAAGAAGGUUUCGGCUUCAUAGUCGCCUACUCAACUUUCCACCCGUGCUCAACGCGUCCCCUUUCUUUUCCGCUAUGCAGCGGGAUGGUAACGCCAAUGCCUACAGUAUUGGAAUCCACGUCUCAAAAAAAUGACAUGAAGGAGACUAUGAAGGAUAGUAAGAGAGAGAAAGAGGAGGGUGUGGAGGAAGUAGCCUUUAAACCAUGGCCAUACUCCCUCCCGUCAUGGCUUCGACCAAAAGCUAGUACAACCUUUUCACUCAUGAGCGACAGGACCCUUCCGAUUUCUGCUGUAGUAGAUUCUGAGCGCACAGGCGUUCUACAGUUCAUUCUCUACGGUGUCCCGAAUCCAGAACGCUUCUCUUACAGCCAGGAACUAGUGGCGCCGGGUAGUCUUUUGCAUAAGGUUCUCCAUGGGAUCAAGGAGAUGGAUGAGUGUGAGGGUACUGUUGCUAGUGUCACCGUUGUCGAAAGUGAGAACGUAGACUUGGGCGAGGAGAAAAUCAAGAAGGAAGAAGAUGAGGCCAUAGUGGUGAAGGGUAUUCAGAGCAAGGUUACAGUGGAAGAUGUGCUGGAGAAGAAUAAUCAUAUGGGGCAUGGGAUGAUAGCGAAGCAGCGCUUAGCUCCUUCUCAGAAUUUAACUUAUGAUAAGCACAGUGCAUGUAAAUAA